CGCUAAAUGUUCUCACAACGAGCUAGUGUCUACAGAGAUAAGACUGCAAAUUUAGCUUUAAUCGGAAGUUAUUAAAUCGGAAGUUUUUAUUUUAGGCGUUUUGCGGCGUCUAGAUUAUAAAACCUCAACCAGUUCGGACACAAUGAAGUACAUCAUUGGAAUAGGAGGUGUGACUAAUGGUGGUAAAACCACCUUGACGAACAGGUUAAUAAAAGCCUUACCAAACUGCUGUGUGGUUCACCAGGAUGACUUCUUCAAGCCUCCGGAUCAGAUAGCAGUCGGAGAGGAUGGCUUUAAACAGUGGGAUGUGAUUACAGCUUUGGAUAUGGAAGCCAUGGUGAACACCGUCAAGGGUUGGCUUGAAAACCCAAUCAAAUUCGCCCGUUCCCACGGUGUUCAAGUGACCCCAGCCACGGAAAUGGAUGACCCGGAGAGCCAAGUGCACAUACUCAUCGUAGAAGGCUUUCUGCUGUACAACUACAAGCCUUUGCUGGAAUUCUUUGACAAAUCGUAUUACAUAACCAUCCCAUACGAGGAGUGCAAGUUAAGGAGAAGUACAAGACAAUACACCGUCCCCGACCCUCCCGGGCUCUUUGACGGUCAUGUGUGGCCCAUGUAUCUGAAACACCGAAACUGCAUGGAGAACUGUGGUUUGCCAAUUGAAUACUUGGAUGGCUUUAAAACAAAAGAUGAAAUCUACAUCCAGGUUCACGAAGACAUCCACAACACUCUCCUGAAUCGUUUAUAGCAGGAGGAGGUUGCUGCCAAUCAUCUGUAUAAUAUUGUUAAUAGGAAUUUGACAUGUGGCCUUUUUUAACAUGUACUUUUGUAAAUAGUUUGACUGGAAUGUAACUUAAAUACUUGUGGAAAAACCUUCUUGAAUUACCAUUUGAGGACCAUAUUUUAAGUUUGUUUUUGCCAUUGUCUCUCAAAGCCCUCCUUUGUGACUUCUUCAUUCUGGAAAUGGUGUUUACCUCAUAAAAUGAAUUUCUGAAAUUUGUUAGCACCAAUAACCAUUGUACGUUGA
Messenger RNA from Carassius carassius (crucian carp), 1027 nucleotides. Its product is annotated as nicotinamide riboside kinase 2-like. Bases 143 to 748 code for a protein of 201 amino acids. The transcript has 8 exons. NCBI's taxonomy places the organism in Eukaryota, Metazoa, Chordata, Actinopteri, Cypriniformes, Cyprinidae. The record is from RefSeq and is a predicted model, not a curated record. Gene Ontology annotation, cellular component: cytoplasm.